Molecule: messenger RNA, 1504 nt
Organism: Erythranthe guttata (spotted monkey flower)
Lineage: Eukaryota; Viridiplantae; Streptophyta; Magnoliopsida; Lamiales; Phrymaceae
Source: RefSeq, a predicted model, not a curated record
AUAUAUAUAUUUCCCGGUUAGUGAAGUCUUAUAUGGAAAGACAAUAAUACUCGGAAUGUAACGCUUCACCAAACUUCUAUUACAUACAUACAUACUUACGACUACUCAUUUGCCAACUGAUUAAAUUAAAUCCUCUGCCCAUUUUUCUUUCAAAAGAUUGUUUUUUUUUUUAAGACAAAAAUGGUGUUUGGCGUGCGGGCUCUUCUUCUUCUUCUCUCUUUGUUUCUGGGUAAUUAUGGUGUCGAGGGAAUUGGCCACGCCUCCGUACGUACUGAGAGGAUUUCAGGAAGUGCUGGUGAUGUUCUUGAGGAUAAUCCGGUCGGGAAAUUGAAAGUUUAUGUAUACGAACUUCCAAGCAAAUACAACAAGAAGAUUCUGCAGAAAGAUCCACGUUGUCUAGAAGAGAAAGCUGUAAAAAGAGGCAUUCUUCCAUUACUUAAACGUGCUACCUUGGUUCAGACAUUCGGACAACGUAACCACGUUUGUUUGAAUGAAGGUUCGAUAACAAUACCACCGUACGCACCCCCAGAGAAAAUGCAGUCUCACUUGAUUCCACCCGACACUCCAAGAUCCAUCUUUGUCUAUUUCCGUGGUCUGUUUUACGAUGUCAACAACGACCCUGAAGGCGGUUACUAUGCCAGAGGGGCAAGAGCGUCCAUAUGGGAGAAUUUCAAGAACAACCCACUAUUCGAUAUCUCCACAGACCACCCAACCACGUACUACGAAGAUAUGCAGCGUUCGGUUUUCUGUUUAUGCCCUUUAGGGUGGGCCCCGUGGAGUCCGAGACUAGUGGAAGCCGUCAUAUUUGGUUGUAUUCCGGUUAUAAUAGCAGACGACAUAGUAUUACCGUUUGCUGAUGCUAUUCCGUGGGAGCAAAUUGGUGUGUUUGUAGCGGAGAAAGAUGUCCCGUAUUUAGACACUGUCCUAACAUCUAUCCCAGUUGAAGUUAUUCUAAGGAAGCAGAGGUUACUCGCAAAUCCUUCGAUGAAACAGGCAAUGCUAUUCCCACAACCUGCACAAUCGGGAGACGCUUUCCACCAAAUCUUGAAUGGGUUGGCUCGUAAACUACCGCACGAGGGGAGAAUAUUCUUGAAGCCCGGUGAGAAGAUUCUGAAUUGGACUGCUGGACCAAUUGGGGAUCUCAAGCCUUGGUAAAUAUAUAGAGGAGUGCAAAUUUCCACUUUAUCCGAACAUAUGAAGCAAGAUUGCGUGCUCGUGGCUGAAAUAGUUUGUUUCGUACGUACAAAUGUGUUGGAGGAAUGUGAUAAUGAUUGGAUGCUAGUGUUUGAAUUCUUCGUUCUAAAGCAUAGUAUUCGAAAGAGAUGUAGUAGGGAUAGGCAUGGAAUUUCAUGGUUCUAUUGAAUUGAACAAUUUUUUAUUAAGGGUGUGGACGGUACGGUUUGCUUCGAUUUUGAGCUAAAAUCGAACACUACUCGAUACAAUUGGUUUCUAGGAAAUGAAAAACCAUGAAUGUCGGUGUCAUUUGGUUUUAGUUCAUUUGACU